AUGUGUCUCCUCUCGACACUCCGUUCCGUCUGCGGGCACACCGUCGACACCCUCGUCGGAUGCGACACCCCCCGGUGCUGCACCCACAAAGAAGCAUCGCUCUACUACACAGAGCUGCGAUGCCUCGACUGCUGGGAGCAGUAUUGGACCCCCCGAAGCGACGGCACCACCACCACCGCCGCCGACGUCGCCGCCGAGCUCGCGGGGAUCGCGUGGGUGCAGGCGACCAUCCAGCUGGACGCGAGGGCGCAGUGGUCGCGGCGGCGCGGGCUGCACCGCCGCGAGCAGGCGUACCUCGCCCGCGUGGAGGCGGCGCGGGACGAGCGGGCGGCCGAGCUCACCGAGGGCGACACGGAGCCGUGGGUCUGCUGGUGGGAGGAGGGGUACCGGGUUUGGGAGACGGUGGGGGAGGAUGUGGUGGUACUGUGCGGCGGCGGCGGUGGUGACGAGGGGAUGGGGUGGGAUGAGGGCGAGGGGGGGGAUUGGUUGUCGGAGGAGGGGGAGGAGGAGAGCGUGUCGUCCGGCUCUGAGGGUGGUGCUGAGGAGAGUGGGGAGGAGGAGCUGGACGGCCGCGUUGAAGUAGGGUUCGAGGAGAUGAUGGCGGAGUGUUUGGGGGAGACGGAGGAAUGGGUGGAGGAGAGCAGGGAGGAGCGCUGCAUGGAGCGCACCUCGGAGGUUUUGGAGGGGUGCUCCGAAGAUUGCCCGGAGACAACGUUCUUCGAGGAGGGCCUCAUGGAGGUCUUGGUGGCGCGCCACUUCGAGCGGAUGCGAGAGGAGCGGCUGCGCGGGCCAUUUUAG
Molecule: messenger RNA, 798 nt
Organism: Chaetomium fimeti
Lineage: Eukaryota; Fungi; Ascomycota; Sordariomycetes; Sordariales; Chaetomiaceae
Exons: 2
Coding region: 1-798 (265 amino acids)
Source: RefSeq, a predicted model, not a curated record